AUGGAAAUCUCUACUCUGACCAUGUACCACUGCCUUGCUUUUGUCUGGUACUUUUUCGUUGCCUAUUCCAUCACACAUGUGAAAACAGAGGAGCGGCCAUCUGAAGUGUUCCUUUACGGUGGGCAGUGGAAAUAUUUGACAGUCCUCAAUCUGGUUUUGCAGGCUGUCUUCUAUGGGGUGUCCUUCCUGGCUGAUGUGUUGAGACUAAUUAAGAAACUGCGAUGUGCUAAGUGCAUAAUUUCCAGCAGAGACCUUCUUUUCAGUGUCCUGGCUUUCCCAGUGUCCACAUUUGUGUGUAUAUCCUUUUGGACGCUGUAUACCUACAACCGAGAGCUGGUUUACCCCAAAAGCCUUGAUGGAGUCAUCCCGCUCUGGUUAAAUCAUGCUAUGCACACAGCUGUAUUGCCAUUUGCUCUCCUGGAAAUCCUUGCCUUGCCACAUCGUUACCCAGCAAAGAAGAAGGGAUUGAUCCUACUGGGAUUUGUCGCUUUUCUGUAUAUCAGUUGGGUCCUGUGGAUUUAUACUGUAACAGGAGAGUGGGUAUAUCCUCUUUUUGCUUUGUUCAACCCCCCUGGACUAGCAGCCUUUUUUGCCGGUAGCUUUGCCAUCAUCUUUGCCUUAUACAACUUCGGAGAGUUCCUCAACCGUAUGAUAUGGGGAGAUUCAAUAGCAAUACUGGACCACAAGUGGAAAGGCAAGUGA
Messenger RNA from Lonchura striata (white-rumped munia), 702 nucleotides. RefSeq names its product androgen dependent TFPI regulating protein (gene ADTRP). NCBI's taxonomy places the organism in Eukaryota, Metazoa, Chordata, Aves, Passeriformes, Estrildidae. The record is from RefSeq and is a predicted model, not a curated record. Gene Ontology annotation, cellular component: membrane; endomembrane system.